AUGCUUCUGCAAAAGUCUGUUACAAAAGAAAAUGUCUACUUUGGUGUUACAUCAAUGGUAUUAAAUGUGCAUCUUUUAACUCACAUUGCACAAAAUGUUUUAAACUGGGGUCCUCUUUGGACUCAUAAUGCUUUUGUGUAUGAAGGACAGAAUCGCCACUUGCUGCAAUUGUUGCAGAGUCCAGGUCAUGUUGUAAAGCAAAUAGCUUGCAAGUUUUUGAUAUUCAGUGAUUUACCAAUUUUGUGCAAUGAGUUGAUAUCAACCAAAUCGGUAAUCAAAUUCUGUGAAAAUGUUAUGCAAAAUAAAUUGCAGCAUUUUAUAAGAUGCGAAGGAGUAGUUCUCUUAGGUAAAAAAGAAAUAUGUAAAUUUUUACCCGAGGAAUAUAUCUGCGUUAAAGAAUACAGUUUUAGUUUAGAAGAUUGUACAUUAUUUAGAAGAAUGUUAUAUAAUGGUAUAAGAUAUUGUUCUGAGGAUUAUGCAGCUAAUAAGAAACAUAAUGACUCAUAUAUUUUGACUCAUUAUGAAAUGAUAGCCGUUAUAAAAAAGAUUAUACAUAUAUCUGAUUCUAAAGUAUUAAUUCUAGUGCAAGAGGUUGUGGUGCAGAAGGAAUCUUUGUUGUCUGAUGAAGACUAAAUAUACUCAAAUUAAACAAUUCACAAGUUACGGGAAAUUUUUUUGUAUUCAACCCUUUGAAAUAGAUGCUCAAUGUGUAUUUAUAGACCUCGUAAGCAACAAAUAUCUUUGCAAAAUGCCAUUUGGUUGUUAUGGCGAUUAGUGACUUAUUUCACUUCAUAUCAUUAUCACAUAACAUUAAAUAAUACUUCAUAUCUAUGUAAUCAAAUAUAUAUUUGAGUACUGUAAAAUAUAAUAUUAAUAAACUUAAUAUUGCU
Messenger RNA from Formica exsecta, 890 nucleotides. RefSeq lists its product as uncharacterized. The coding region runs from base 1 to 633 and encodes 210 amino acids. NCBI's taxonomy places the organism in Eukaryota, Metazoa, Arthropoda, Insecta, Hymenoptera, Formicidae. The transcript has 2 exons. The record is from RefSeq and is a predicted model, not a curated record.